CCCGGGGCUGUUGCAUGCACCACAUUGAGAAAACAAAGGAAGUUAGUAAGGUAGGAGGAGGGAGUGGUGAUGGGCAAUGCGGAUGAGAAGUAUUGCAGGAAUCAAUUGCAUCAAACUCGGAGGAAGAGCAAGUGAUAGCCUUUAAUGGUAACCUGGCAGGGAAUCCUAAGAUAAAGGAGAAGGUACAGUAUGUGGCCCCCCAGUGCUGUAAUCCCAGAGUAUUUCACUUCAGCCUCCAGUUACUAGAGUUGAGACUGUUUCUUUCUGGCCCUUUGCAGAGAGAACAAUUUCAUCGGAUAACUUUUUAAAUUGCUAAAAGCAGCUGCUCUUUCCCAGCCUUCUGCAGUUUGAAGAUGUUUCCCUCCUAAGAUCUGCCUCCCGUGAACCACCCUGAGACCCCCAGGUAUAGGGCGGUAUAUAAAUUAAAUUAAUAAUAAUAAUAAUCACCUUUGCACGUGCAACCGGCCGCUGCUUUGUGACCACUCAAUGUUGACAGUUCCCACUGCUGACUGGGUGUUGUGCACAGUGCCAAUUUCCCUGUUGUUACAGAGCAGUGUCUUUUUCCCGAUCCUGUGUUAGCCAUGCUGCCAGUGGAAAACCAUAUCAAUCCAAAUGUUAAGCGUAAAGAGUUGAUCUUUCUUAUGACAGCAGCAAGACAAAUAGCUGCUUCCAACUGGGGGAGAAAAGCACAACAGACACGUGGACCCAAUGUAAUGUGGAAUAUAGCACUUACAGAACGCUGAACUGACCGUCGGAGGGUGAUAACAAGAAUAACAAAGAAAGAUGGCUUUGUCUUCCUAGGGUCUUGAUUUAUAUCGUUUCGUAACAAUGAUACAGUACUCUCUCUUCUGUCUGAUGGCUCAUUCAAACUUCUGUUUCCCCUGCAACUUCUGUUUCCCCUCGGCAAACUGUGGUUUACCUCUGAAUCAGAACCAGCAGCAACCAGGUUCCCCAAAGGGUGCCGUUUGUUCCGAUUCAGUGUUAAAUCGGAAAGCAGCAGGGCAAAGGGAAAACCACUCGGACCUGUAUUUAGAAAUCAGGGAACAAGUGGAAGCGUGUGCCAUGACUUGUAGAAGCCAACUGGCCUAGAAAAUGUUAGCCUUGGGCCCACUGUUGGUUGUUGAUACCACACCAGUGCGAUCAGCAGAGCAUGCACUCCUCCAGAACACCAAAGUCUGUAGUCGUCCUUUUACAGAGUUCCCGGUUAAGAAAACUCCUUUCCAACUCAGUCCAGUUUAGAGUAUGAAAUGAAGUCUCCGGCCUUCUAUCUGUCAGCCUUCCUAACAAGGCUAGAGAGGCUAGCAAAUAGAAGGCUGGAAAGCCUCUUUCUGUUCUUCCCUUGAGAGAUAUGCAUUUGGGCUGAUUUGCCCAUUUUUCCAAACUAUUGAUUGUAUACCGCUUAGACUUCACUGUACAGCCCGAUGAUUACAGGGUUUAACAUCGGUACAUGCGUUUGUCGCAGAAGGCAACACUUUACAUUUGCUAUGGGUUUUUUUUUAAUUCAAAAAAAGUUUGUAAAUAAGUGAAUAAACCCCAGAUGGGCAAAAGUGAACCUGAUGGUAAAUCUUUCCCUCGAUGAGUCAUCUUCACACUCAGUUUUUUUGGUUUAAUUUCUUCUUGUCAUUCAAGCUAUGGCACCUAAACCGAAAGCAAAACCGAAAGCAAAAGCCCCUCCAAAGAAAAAAGCACCCACACCAGGAUCGCCAUCGCCACCGCCACCGCCACCACCACGAAAACCUAUCGUUCUUCUCAUGAAUGAAACCCGUGUGAAAGUCGUGUGGACUGUCAUCACUAUCGCUAUAAUAACCUUAAUCGCCGUGGCAAUCGGGAUGGGUGUUUCCUGUAAGUUCAGCUCCCCCUGAUCUUGCACCCCCCUGAACCAUCCCAAAUAAAUUGUCCUACUUGGGUUCUCCCGCUGAAAGGGGACUAUAUUCUCAUUGCAGCGUUUUGGGCUCGAUGACCCUUUCAUAGCUGUCAACGUUUCCCUUUUUUUAAGGGAAAUUCCCUUAUUCCGAAUAGGAUUCCUCACAAGAAAAGGGAUAAGUUGACAGCUAUGGACCCUUUGGGUCCCUUCCAACUCUACAGUUACUAUGAUUAUAUAGGCCAGACUGUUACCUAGGGCUGGGCGAUGUCUGGUUUCCAACAUUGUGAUACUGUAUAUCACUAGCUAAGCAUUUCGAUAUACCAAUAUAUCACAAUGUCUGAAAUAAAGAUGGAGCAUUGGCUGGCUUCAUGGUUUCCCUGACAUUGUGAUUUUUGCAUAGCACACACGUCAUGGUUCGCGAUAUAUGUUAGGACCGUCCUACCCUUGUGUAGAACCCUGGCAGAGACUGGCAUGCCUGACUGGCAUGUUCUCUCCCUCCUGGUCGAUCGUUCGGGAGCUUCAAAAGCUUUCUUCAGCCUGAACAUCACAGCGACUGAUACCAAGAAGCAUCAGCACACUUAGGGAUCUGCAGAGAAUUCGCAGUUUGCGUAACAGACCUCAGUAGCACAGCAUUUUGGCUAAUCUACAUUUAUUUACAUAUAAUACACUCGGAGCAUUCUGACUUAGUUCCUUCCUCUUUCUCAUCAGACAGCAAAGAGAGGAAGGACAAAGGACAAUAGUCCCACUUCACGGAACACAGUAACAUUAACAUCCUGUCUCUGUCACUUCCCACACUGUGGAAUGAAAACAUACACCAUCAUGGGAUAUAUUACAAUCCCAUGACUGCAAAGAUGGAGCAAGAAUCCUAACAAGGUCAAAAAUUAUGAAACCGAUAUCACGAUAUGGACUUCAAACUGGUUUUGGACAGUAUAUCAAUAUAUCUCCCAGCCCUAGUGAGCAAGGGAGCGCAGGGUUGGGCCUGAAGGCCACCCCACAUCUAGAAUGCAUCUGUUGGCUGUGCCUUUAGUGAAUAUGAGAAGGGACGGUUGGCAGGGUCCCUGGUCAUGUGGCCAGAAGAGCUGGGUGUUCUUCAUGCACCAGAGAUGAGGCUUUCCCAAGUGGCCCCCUCAAGCCCUUUGCACUUUGAGGGGUUCAAACCCAAGUCCCCACUGCUGCCCUCUACAGCUGAUGUUGCAUGGAUAGAGUUGCCAUCUGUCUGGAAGUGAGAGCUGGACCAUAAAGAAGGCUGAUCGCCGAAGAAUUGAUGCUUUUGAAUUAUGGUGCUGGAGGAGACUCUUGAGAGUCCCAUGGACUGCAAGAAGAUCAAACCUAUCCAUUCUGAAGGAAAUCAGCCCUGAGUGCUCACUGGAAGGACAGAUCCUGAAGCUGAGGCUCCAAUACUUUGGCCACCUCAUGAGAAGAGAAGACUCCCUGGAAAAGACCCUGAUGCUGGGAAAGAUGGAGGGUACAAGGAGAAGGGGAAGACAGAGGACGAGAUGGUUGGAUAGUGUCUUCGAAGCUACCAGCAUGAGUUUGACCAAUCUGUGGGAGACAGUGGAAGACAGAAGUGCCUGGUGUGCUCUGGUCCAUGGGUUCACGAAGAGUCGGACACGACUAAACGACUAAACAACAACAUGUCUGGAAUUUCCUGGACAUAGCCAGCAAAACUAAAGGUGAUUUGAGAUUUUGCAAACAAAACACACCAACCUUUUGUAUCCAGAUUUCCACUUUUUGAAAUAUGGCAACCUUAUGCAUGGAUCAACGGCAGAUGAGAGCCAUGGAGCCAUCGCUUUGCAGACUUCAGUGCUAAACAGGUGGACAUGGGGAGGGGACAGGGGCAGUGAGAGUCACAACCGCUGGAGGGGGUGAGUGGCAGACAAUGUUUUCCUUCAAGCUGUAGAACUCCUUCACACAUGCAACGCACCAAGAGAACUUCAUUUAAGACCUCGUGCUGGGUUUAAAACCCAAUCAGUAAUACAAAUAUUCUUUGUUGGGUCUAGCGAUGGGGGAGAAACUCAGUCCGGGUAACAUUUGACACUGAAUCUAUCUGCACCAACAUACAGCCGACCUCAGAAAUUAGCACGUCUCUGAAUUUUUCGAUGCCAGCGUUUAUGAAAAUGUAUAGAACACAGGAAAUGUGCAUAAAAAUGAAUGUCGCAUUUAAAAGUCAGUACAGUGGUGCCUCGCAAGAUGAAAUUAAUCCGUUCUGCGAGUCUCUUCACCUUGCGGUUUUUUCGUCUUGCGAAGCACGGCUAUUAGCGGCUUAGCGGCUUAGCGGCUACUAACGGCUUAGCGGCUUUAAGAAAAAGGAAACAAACUCGCAAGAACUCGCAAGACGUUUCGUCUUGCGAAGCAAGCCCAUAGGGAAAUUCGUCUUGCGGAACGACUCAAAAAACAGAAAACUCUUUCGUCUAGCGAGUUUUUCAUCUUGCGAGGCAUUCGUCUUGAGGGGCACCACUGUAUAGGAGAAAUUUGUAAGAUAUUAGGAGAAAAAAAUGUGUGUGCAUUACUCAAAACAGCAUACACAAAUGUGCUUAUUAAGAGCAAUUCACAGGAGAAAGCUGAAGAAUUUUCAUGAGUCUUUAAUAAUAAUAAUAAUAAUAAUAAUAAUAAUAAUAAUUGCAAAAUGCUUCAGAGAGAUGGAGCGUUGCAUUUAAGAUUAGAAAAGUGGAGAGUAUUGAAAUGAAGACGAUGUAAAUAAUAAUAAUAAUAAUAAUAAUAAUAAUAAUAAUACUCCCAUCUGACUGGGUUGCCCCAGCCACUUUGGGCAGGGCAACAGGUCCUCGGCAGGUUAUUCUCCUUUGCCUCCUGGAAGUGAAAAGUCCUUUAUAGACUCCUAGGUAUCAGAUGAAGCAGAUUGGGGCAGAAAUUGGGCACCUGCAAAUCUUAGCACUCAUCCUUGUCUUUAUAACUUUAGAUCGUAAGCUGAAAAGAGCACCUAAAGAUCCUCGCACAGAUCCAUUGAUCACGCUAAGGAGCACAAUGGCUGCCUCACUAAACCGUCCUAAGAUCAAUUCCGAAAAUGGUAAGUCGAAGAGCAAGGAUGGUUUGCUCCUGACUGGGUUUUAAAAGGGGAUGGGGGCUGCUUCCAUUCCACUGAAGCAAAUAUGAAGGAGCGCCUUGAAGGCAUCGCAGAUAAGACACAGAUGUAGACUUUUGGUCAGGCUUUAAGGGAAAUGUCACUUCUUCUGUUUACCCCAGGUAUGCAAGUAACUUGCAACUUACAUGCAUUUAACUUGCAAGAUUUCAAAUUUAUGUGCUGGGUGGCCAGGCAGUUGAAAUUACAUGAAUUGAAUGCAUGUAAGGCAUAGCGCUUAAAAACUCUUUUUGCACUGAGUUUUCCUGGCACAAGAAUAGCUUUUAACCUCUCUACUUUGCUUACUGGGCUCUGGGCAUCUUCUCCCAUGUGCUCUAGAGUCUCUUUUGAGAUCUCUCAUGGCCCUGUGAGAUCUCAUGAGAGCCUCCAGAGACAGCAGGAGAGGCUUCUAGAGCCUGAUAAGCAAAGUGAAGAGCCUAAGAGUUAUCUACCUUGUGUGUGUUCGCAGGGAGUAAGGUCCACAAUGUGGGAAUGUUCAGGGAUGCAGGAGAGGAUAUAUUGUUUGAUUAUAGCCUUUCCAACUUGUGUAAACAAGUUCACAAUUUAGCAGAGUAACAUUCCCCCUUUUUAAACUUGCAGCGGAUGCGUUUGCUCAGGCUCACUAAAGCCUCUAUAAUAACCGUUCUGGUAGUUCCCCCUUAUUCCCUCAUAAAAGAUAAGACAUGACACAGUCUUCUAUAAAAGUAUAAAAAGAGUUUAUUCACUCACAUUCUGUUCACAAUCAGAUCCCAGAAGGCAGACUUAGCUUAGAAAAGUAACAUACACCUGGAAACAUAAGGAGACAGUCCCUUUGUCCUCUUUUGGCUGGAGGCCAAGAGAGCAUCUUUGGCUAAGCAGAUGUUGCUUCUUCGAUGCAUGUGGUGAAAGAGAGAGAGAUGGCUGCCCUGCCCUGUGCUUUUGUCAUUACCUGCACAGGUGAGGCCACACCCACCUCUAGUCACAUGCAGAGGAAGGCUGGGCUGGGUGGGUUCUGUUAUCUAUAUCUAUAUCAUCUAUAUCUAUAUCUAUAUCUAUAUCUAUAUCUAUAUCUAUAUCUAUAUCUAUAUCUAUAUCUAUCUAUCUAUCUAUCUAUCUAUCUAUCUAUCUAUCAUCUAUCUAUCUAUCAUCUACCUUUUUAAAAAUAUAUUUAUUUAUUAAUUUUUAAACAUAAAAGUUCCAAAAAUCAUUUAACAUAACUUCUUAUACAAUGUUUUAGACUUCCGUCAACAACCUCUGAUGAUUUUCCGUUCUUUAUCACAUAUUCUCCAUUUAUUAAUUUCUCUUUUACUUUUAAUUGUCCUUAACUAAUAAUUCUUUUCAAAGCCUUCCUUGCAAUAUUUCACAAAGUCCUCCUUGCAGAACUUCUUGCAGUCCUACUAGCGUAAUCUGUUUAUCACAAUUGCUUUUCAAAUAAUUCAAAUAUUUACUCCAGUCCUCUAAGAAUCUCUGAUCCCACAGGUUUCGAAUCCUUCCUGUUAAUUUAUCUAAUUCUGCAUAGCCCAUUAAUUUCAUUUGCCAUUCUUCUUUCGUCGGUAAUUCUUCUUGCUUCCAUUUUUCUGACAAUAAUAUUCUAUCAUCUAUCUAUCAUCUAUAUCUAUCUAUCUAUCAUCUAUCUAUCUAUCUAUCUAUCUAUCUAUCUAUCUAUCUAUCUAUCUAUCUAUCUAUCUAUCAUCUAUCUGUCUGUCUGUCUGUCUAUCUAUCAUCUAUCAUCUCUCUCUCUCUCUCUCUCAUCUCUCAUCUAUCUAUCUAUCUAUCUAUCUAUCUAUCUAUCUAUCUAUACUUAUCUAUCUAUCAUUUCUCUCUCUCUCUCUCUCUCUCAUAUCUAUCUAUCUAUCUAUCUAUCUAUCUAUCUAUCUAUCUAUCUAUAUCUAUCUAUCAUCAUCUAUAUCUAUCUAUCUAUAUCUAUCUAUCUAUCUAUCUAUCUAUCUAGUUUUGUUCUCACACCAGACUUCCCUGGUUGUAAGGCUAAGAUAUAAAUACUUAACUAUAACAAGCAAAUGUGUCUGUGGUGGUGAAGGUGAAGAAGAAACCUUCUAACUGUGGGAAUGCUUAUAGCCAUGCAGGUAGCAGAAGAAGUGAAGACAUUGCCAGACCAUUUAGAAGAGGCUGAAAAGGCCUACAAGAAACGGAAACUGAAGUACCGUAAGUAGCUGCAUGCCUGAACUCAGCACUUUUUGAGAAUGCAAGGGCGAUCAAAUGGCAAGAGGCGCAUGCUUAAAUUGCAGAAAGGACACGCCCCCCCCGGCUGGCAGGCACAAAGAUUAGAGGCCACUUUGGUUGAACGCCAGAUGUGGCACAGAGAGGAAGCUAUGAAACACAUCUGUUGGCUCUUGCGCAAACAGAUUGCGCAAACAGGCAGAAGCGCCUGCGUUUGAAUAUUUGAUGGCAUUUUAUUGAAAGACAGAAAACUAUAUACAAAACAGAAUCCUUUUCUUUGUCGCUUUUCUCUCUGUUGCAUCCACCAACACUACUGUUCACCUCGAACUGCCUGCCAUGCAGGAGCGCCAUCUUGGCCCCACAACUGUGGGUGCCCGGGGCCAUGGGUGCCAUGCAGUGUGCAUGGCUCUGGCACCGAAAUUUGUGAGUGCCCAGCCCCUUUGUGGGGAAUUUUGUGGGUGCCCGGGCCCCCAGGCCCCCAAGGAGUUGGCACCUUUGCUGCCGCUUACUGUACCAAGGCCAAACUGUAUUGACAGCUUCUGAGCUCCAGUGUCCUUGAGCUUAGUCAACAGACCAGGUGCAUGGCCCUGACCCGGGCAUUUCAAUUAACUGUUGCAGAGUGCAUAAAUUACUGACAAUAUCAGCAUUCAGAUCUCUGGGCAGAUGUAUGCAAAACCCUCUCUCUCUCACAAUCAGACCUCUCUCAGCUUCUGCCCUCCGGGGAUGGAAGCAUGUGUCAGUUUUGGUUUGUCUCAGCUUCUCAUUUUUCUGGUCUUCUCAAGAUUUCCACAUCCACUUGCAAUUUGUUUUUUGUUUUGUUUUUUAAAGAAAAGGUUCUCACAAAAACAAACCAGCAUUUUGGAGCAAGCUUCUUCCUCAUAUGCACAUAGUCAUAUGAAAUUGUGCUAUAUAUAUAUAUAUACUUUGGCAAAAUGAUUUCAGCUCACAAGAUGCAUUCUUGUGUGCUACCUCCGCAAGACAUAAGCAUUUAACACAAACUUCACUUUAGUAUAUGCAUUUUUGCGAAAUUCCUUGGCUGGAGAACUGAAAUUCAAAAUUCAGAAAAUUCGGGGAAUGGUUGUGUUUCAGGUCAUGCAUUAUUUCAGAAAGUGCUGGCUGGGAGGGUCAUGGUUCUGCUGCAAGAGGACCUUGGCUCCACCUCACUGUGGAGCAGAGCUCUAGAUUUUAAGCAUGUGUUGAAGUGAUGGGUUGGUGUUCCUGGGCUCACAGAAAAUGGGGAAAUCUGAAUUCAGUUCUAAUGGAACACAGAAGUGGGUUCUGCAGCAAUUCCCAAUACUUCUUAUAUUUGGGGUCCCUCCCUUCCCAUAAGGAGCUCAGAGCAGCGUGGAUUGGAUUAUCCAAUUUAUCGGCACAAGAACCCUUGUAGGUAGGCUAAGCUGCAAGAAUUAGCCCACGUCACCCAUUGUUCCUCAGGGAUGAGCAGGGGUUGAAUUCAACUAUGUACAGAAGAGAAUACAUUAUCCUCUUCUUCCUACUUAUUUCUUCUUAGAAUCCUUCUUCCUUAAAGGUGGGAAGUCUUCUGGUAGGUGGGAUGCUUUUGGGAGGAAUCUCUACUACAUUUCAAAAGGAAAAAAGAGCUGGUAUGAUGCUGAGAAUUUCUGCGAGUCCAGAGAUGCCCACUUGGCCUCCAUCCUGACUGAUGAAGAACAGGUUAUUUACAUCUGCUUCUCUCCUUUCUGUUCUCGCAUGCAAAUAUUGUACGAUUUCUUGCCUGCUUCCUAUCCACACAUCCCAGCUGGAUAGCUCGGUUGGUUAGAGUGUGGUGCUAAUAACGCCAAGGUUGCAGGUUUGACCUUCCAACUCGAUGAUUUUGCUACUAUUCUGCCUUUGUAGCAACAAUGCAAUGGCUUGAAAAUUCUGUCCCAAAUAGUCCCGGGGCUCCAUGAAAGCUUACAAGAGGCUCCUCAAUUAAAUUAGAAAUGACAGGCAGGCUUCACUGAAAGGCAUUUGUCCCUCCACGUCUGACCUUUCUGGAACAGGAGAACAUGGUUCUUUGGCACAAUCCCAUUGCACAUGCAGAGAUGGUGAAGCCCAGUAGGCAAUGGUAGAAUCUCAAUGUAAAGUCAUUAUAGAACACAGCCCAGAAUAUUUUGCAACCUGCAGAGGCUCCAUUACAGUUGUGUAAGCAGUUUCUUGGCUUAGAACCUGGGGCAGAGAAUUUUUUAAAAUGAAAAUUGUUUAUGUGGGUUACACUGAACCUGUUGCAGAUAUUAAUGCUGUGCAGUUUGAAGCGACUGGAAGCAUAAGAACUGAGGCCUUUGGCAAUGAAGCCUUGUCCAGGCCCAUAAAAAUAUUAUUCAAAGUUUUACUGGCAGAACUCUUCAAAAACAGAACACAAGCAUCAAAGAUACAAUCAAAAUAUCUAUACAUUGUCUUGUGCUGUCCAGCACAGGCUCAACAUCUUAGAAAAGGUGAAAUGAUCCAAGCAGACCGAGAAGCAGAGGUCUGUUUCUCCCCACAGCCUGCAUUCCAGCCUCCAUUGGCUUUAGGCUGCUUACUCUCCCUUCAGGAGAACUUCAUUUGUAGCCUCAUUCCAUAGAGUUUAGGAGACAAAGGAAGCUUUCAAGAUGGCGAAUUUGCAACCCAACACCUCUCACAUGAUCUAAGGUUACAACACUCACAUGUUAGCUACCAGAGAACAACGAUCAGUUAAUUCUCAACUCAGCAAGAGCUCAGAGUGCUCUUGUUGGCUUUAAUACAGCCCCAUGUUAAACAUUUCAGCAAUAUACCUUUAGCCAUUCUUCAUCUCUGCGACAAUUAAACCAAUUAUACUGCACAGAACCUAACUUUUCUUACCACACAUUUAGGGCACAGUUGGCAAAUCUGUGAAGGCUUACCGACAUGUGCAACCCUAGGCAGGCUGUUGUCUCUUUCUUGCCUCAAUGACCUGACACAAUGUCGAGUGAGGUUGUUCCUUCUUUCUACAGAACUUUGUCACUUCCCUGCUCAGUGACCCCACUUGGAUUGGCCUUACAGAUGAAACGGAGGAAGGCAAAUGGGAAUGGACAGAUGGCUCCCGAUUUAAAAAAGAGUAAGUCUGAAAUAGGCGGUGUUGAGGAAUUGUUCCCAAACACUAGAGGAAAAGUCAAGUCAUCUUGCAGAAAUUGCCGCAGCAUUUCACACAGGAGUGUUUCCUGUGUCACGGACAUUCAUGGACCAGGGUGUGUGUAUAUGUGAAGGCGGGAGGCGCAUAAUGGAGUAAACCCCUGAACACCUUCUUUCCCUGUUCUAAGAUAUGCACUGUAUUAUGGUGUUCAGAUGGUUCUUUCCCAGGUAUAGACGAGCACACUUACUUGCCUGUCAAAUGUCCCACACUGUUCAGAAUCUUAAAAGGUAAAGGUAAAGGGACCCCUGACCAUUAGGUCCAGUCGUGGCCGACUCAGGGGUUGCGGUGCUCAUCUCGCUUUACUGGCCGAGGGAGCCGGCGUACAGCUUCCGGGUCAUGUGGCCAGCAUGACAAAGCCGCUUCUGGCGAACCAGAGCAGUGCACGGAAAUGCCGUUUACCUUCCCGCCGGAGUGGUACCUAUUUGUCUACUUGCACUUGGGUGUGCUUUCGAACUGCUAGGUUGGCAGGAGCUGGGACCGAGCAACGGGAGCUCACCCCAUCACGGGGAUUCAAACCGCUGACCUUCUGAUCGGCAAGCCCUAGGCUCUGUGGUUUAACCCACAGCGCCACCCACGUCCCUAUUCAGAAUCUUGCAAGGGUCCAAAUACAGUCUGAUAUAGCCUCUCCUCUUCCUGGGAAAAGGAGACACCCAUCCCAUAGUUAUUUUGAGGUGUGGUUAAGUUUCUGUGUUACGCUUCCCAACUUGCAGGGAUUUCUUUUUUAAAAUAAUAAUAAUAAUAAUAAUGAUGUUGGGGAGCGUCUAAAAAUGUGGCCCUCCUGCCUCCCACAAUCCAAGGGGGCUGCAUCCCAUUCUCACCCCACAGGUCUCAGCAUGCCUUGCUUCCUCCUCAUUGGUAGACCCAGCCUGUCUCUAUCUUUCCUGUUUAAUGGGAAGUCUUUCCGCAGGUACUGGUCUCACAAUGAGCCUCCCCACAGACAGCAAAACAGAGAAAUAGAGGAGGACUGUGUCUCCAUUGUGCCUGCAAGUAACAACUAUAACUGGAACGAUGCCUACUGUCACGAACAGCGCAGAUGGGUUUGUAAGGAAAACCUGGAUAUCGAAGAACUGUAAAGUUGGGGGAACCAACGCUUGUGUGAAGACAGAAUGCUUUGCAUUUCACCAUCCAACCCCAUGGAAAGCCUUCAGAGCUACAGAAUAAACAUAAACGUCCGAUUCCAUCCAGGCACCGUUCCUUUAGCUGCCUGAAACCAAGAGAG
Podarcis lilfordi (Lilford's wall lizard) is the source of this 11443-nucleotide messenger RNA. Lineage: Eukaryota; Metazoa; Chordata; Lepidosauria; Squamata; Lacertidae. The record is from the annotation of a GenBank genome assembly.